AUGUUUGUCCAGGUAUGCCUGUACUUCUACUGCAAAUGUUUGUGGCGCUGCCUGAAAUUCGUGGUCAGGAAACUAACAGGUCGAUGUGAAUUGCAAAGGAUCUGUUACAAUACCAAACCUGGAGCUGCUAGAACUAUGAAAAUAGAGGCAUCACUGAAAGGUUCAAAAAGUAAGCGGCUGCAAUCUUCAGUAAGUGUUCACCCUGAUGCUAUUGAGAAAACUAUAGAUGACAUCAUGGAGCUGAAAAGGAUUAAUCCAGAUAUAAAUCCACAGUUGGGAAUAUCUCUUCAGGCAUGCCUGCUGCAGAUUGUGGGGUACAGAAAUCUGAUUGCAGAGGUUGAAAAGCUGCGCAGAGAGCCGUAUGAUUCAGAGAAUCCGCAACAUGAGGAAAUGCUUCUGAAGUUGUGGAAAUGCUUGAAGCCCAAUUCGCCACUGAAAGCUCGGAUUUCGAAGCAGUGGUGUGAAAUUGGUUUCCAAGGUGACGAUCCUAAAACAGACUUUAGAGGGAUGGGUCUCCUGGGCUUAUAUAACUUGGUGUAUUUUGCCGAAUGGGACACUGAGAUAGCUCAGCAAGUUCUCUCUGAUUCUCUUCAGCCUAAAUACAGGGAAGUCACUAAGAAGGAACUAAGCCAAUUCAGCAAAGCCGAAUGGGAGAAGAAAAAGUUUGAUAAAGCAAUCGGCUAUUCUUUUGCUAUUGUGGGCAUUAACAUAACAGACCUCGCAUACAACCUGCUUGUGAGUGGAGCUCUGAAGACCCAUUUCUACAAUGUUGCUCCAGAAGCACCAACACUAACUCACUUUCAGCAGACGUUCUGCUACUUAAUGCAUGAAUUCCACAAAUUCUGGAUUGAAGAGGAUCCACUGGACAUAAUGGAGUUCAAUCGUGUCAGAGAGAAGUUUCACAAGCGAAUCUUGAAACAGCUUCAGAACCCAGAGAUGGCUCUGUGCCCUCAUUUUGCUGCAUCAGAAAGUUUAAUCAAUAUGUAG
Aptenodytes forsteri (emperor penguin) is the source of this 987-nucleotide messenger RNA. It is a transcript of the gene ELMOD1, whose product is annotated as ELMO domain containing 1. The transcript has 10 exons. The coding region runs from base 1 to 987 and encodes 328 amino acids. The record is from RefSeq and is a predicted model, not a curated record. Gene Ontology annotation, molecular function: GTPase activator activity. NCBI's taxonomy places the organism in Eukaryota, Metazoa, Chordata, Aves, Sphenisciformes, Spheniscidae.